GAAUCAUGCUUUAAACCUUUCUCAGAGAUGUUACAAGCUUGUCAGAUGGAAGAACUUUCUAGCAAAGGCAACGGGUUUACUUGGGCAGGCAGGAGAUAUGAUCUUUGGAUCCAGAGCAAACUGGAUAGAGUUUUUGGAAAUAAACAAUGGUUUUCUCAAUUUCCAGCAUCAAACCAAUCCUUCCUGGAGUUCAGAGGAUCGGAUCAUCGACCAGUUCUCAUGAAGUUACUAUCCUCACAAGAGGCAUACAGAGGUCAGUUCCGUUUUGAUAAAAAAUUUCUUCAUAAGCCAGAAGUAGAAGCUGAAGUUAUAAAAGCUUGGAAUUCUUCUUCUUCACGCCUUGGAACGACAACGUCUGAUCGCAUAAGAAUCUGUAGAAAAGCCCUGAGCACUUGGAAAAAGGAAAAUAAUUCCAAUGCGAAAGACAAAAUCCAUCAAGUGGAAAAUGCCUUGGAGAAGGAACAAUCUCUCAGUCUUCCCGACUUAGAACAUGUUGGAUUCUUAAAAAGGGAGCUCUCAAGAGCCUACAGGGAUGAAGAAACUUAUUGGAGCCAAAGGAGCAGAGAGAAAUGGAUGCGUUGCGGAGAUAGGAACACGAAAUUCUUCCAAGCCUCAGUAAAGGGUAACAGAUCAAAAAAAAGGAUUGAAAAACUGAAAGACAUCAAUGGGUAUGAACAAUUUUCAGAGGCAGCCAAAGGGGAAGUGGCAUGUGCUUAUUUUCAAAAUCUGUUUACGUCGUCUAAUCCAUCGAGCUUUGAGACCUGGUUUUAGAACCAGUGACAGACGAAGAAAUCAAAAGUGCAACCUUUGCCAUUAAGCCGUCUAGUGCACCUGGAGCCGAUGGCAUGUCAG
Messenger RNA from Camelina sativa (false flax), 852 nucleotides. The record is from RefSeq and is a predicted model, not a curated record. Lineage: Eukaryota; Viridiplantae; Streptophyta; Magnoliopsida; Brassicales; Brassicaceae.